AUCAGAACCGCAUAUUAACAUAUUACCAGAUACGCUGUCUUAUCUGAUAACUGAUGCAUGUAACGGGGCUAUCAUUUUGUGGAAGUAGAUUUUAAAGUAGAACACAAAAGGUAUUAUUAUUUUAUGAUGACUAUCUUCCAACUACACAAUAGUUUCUUCAAUCUAAAGAAGGCGUAAAUGGAAAUGUAUGGUACCACGAUGCCGCUUUCGCCUGCUGCAGGAAGUUGUUUAUUUGAGUCGAUUCAGCGCGGUGAAAUCGAUCGAGUUUCUCAUUUAAUACAGCAGGAUCGGGGUGUUUUGAAGCAAAAAGGAUGGGGUGGUUUCACAGCCCUCCACUUUGCUGCUCUCCAUGGAAAUCGGCCAAUGGCUGAACUUCUGCUAAACAGUGGUGCUGAUCCGAACAUCCCUUGUGAUGCAGGACAAACACCUUUUCACUUUGCUUGCAGAAAUGGGAAUACAUCUAUCAUGCACAAAAUGAUGCAGCAUGGUGCAGACUUACACAUAGUAGACGAGCAAGGGAAAACAUCUCUUCUUCAUGCAGUUGGUGGUGGAAGCGUUAUUGCUAUGCAGUACCUGUGGGAGACUGGAAUGUUCCGUUUCUCAGAUGCAGAUAAUUACCAGGUCACUCCAUUACAUUUGGCAGCUUCCACGGGAAAUACUGACGUCGUCCGCUAUCUCCUUAGAGCAAAUAGAUGCACACCAGAGGCUUUUGACCACCAGGGGGCGACAGCACUUCACGUUGCAGCAGAGAAAGGCAUGAUUGAUGUGUGCUGGCUACUGUUGAAGAGUGCCGGACUCCACAUUUUGCACAUGAAAAACCACACUGGCCUCACACCUCUAGACCUCUGUAAUCGAGGAAAUACUUUUAGACAUCAGCAACUCUCCAGGAUUUUGAUGCGUUUCAGCCAAUGGCCAAAGGAUCUGAAACCUAAAGAUUCAUAUGUGCUGUACUUCUGGAUGCUGCUGUUGCCAUCUCUCAGUGGGGCAGUGGUUCUCAUUAUUGCUGCAGCUCUUGGAGAAUAUGGUGGCAUCUUUGCUGCGGUGCUUUUCCCUUGUAUGGCAAAAGUCAUUCUUUCACAAUACCACAGAUUGAGCAGUUUUCAGAGAUUACCAAACCCUAUUUACCUUGGAACACUGACUGCAGGCAUAAUUCAUUCCACAGCCUGCUUUCUUCAUAAAUUUGUGCCUAGUUUCUGGCCAGCUUAUACCCUCUUACACAUUUCAUUUUUCCAUAUUUGUGUGCUCAUUGCACUUCUUUGGAAGGUUUUAAACCGGAACCCAGGACAACUCAAAGAAGCGGAUACUGAUGCCCAGUUUUCCGGUAUUGGAGACUUAUUAGAAGCCAACCAGAGCCCAGACAGAUUCUGUAUUUACUGUGAGCUUAUUCAAGUGGAAAACUGCAGACACUGUCGUUUGUGUGACAUGUGCAUCCAAGACUACGACCACCACUGCCUAUUCCUCAAUCAGUGUGUGGGACGGGACAACCACCGUCUUUUUGUCCUCUUCAUCAUGGCCAUGGUAGUGGCUCACCUUAUCUUCAUCUGCAGUGCCUUUUACUACCUCCACCUGAAACUGUCAGGUUUGCAGCUCUCUGACUGGGGAACCAUGGCUGGAAAAGAGGCUUGGGUCCUAUUGUUGACUCUGUUUAACAUCCUCUCUCUGAUCUGGGUGUGCUGGUUGCUAAGUGAGCAGCUUGAUGCCAUUUCCAUGGGGACCACCACCUACUUUAGGAGGUACAACCACAAGGGGCCUUCUAAAAGACAACGUUUGGCUACAGUCCUUUCUUUUCUGCUUGAGGGGAAAAGAAGCCAGCAGCACUUUCAGUCUGUCAUAUAGACAUUUUAGAUUUGUCUAGGGUUUAUUGUGAAUUUGCAAAGCAACAUCACAGUCUCCCUCUCUUCUUUUUUAAAAUUUUUAAUAGAAUGCUCCUGGUUAAAGCAAAAAGACAGAUCUGCUCUCAUUGAAAAUGAAUGGUUUCUUGUUGCAUUCAGGGACAAAAUCCCUGACCUGUGUGAAUGGGGCUUUAAGCUUUAUGUUAAGGUGAUCGAAUCACUUACCAAUUUCUUCUGUAUUAUCUUUUUCUUUUCAAAGUUAUCUCCAAUUUUCAACAUAUUUCCACUCUGGCCUGUUUUACACCACAUGCAAAAGCAGUGUGUAAGCAGUGCAUAUAGUUUGCUGGCGCCCAUAAUACAAUGAAAACGCACUACAAAACUAUUUAACCACAUAAUCUUUUGCAAUGUAGCCAUUUAUGAAGCAAUUUAAAAUACUGGAAUUAACUUAACACCUACUGUUUAAAAUCAGACAUCUGGUGGGUUUGAUGCAAGUUCUACACAGUGACCGGUACACAAACACACUUUAUAGCUACACUUUGUCUUUGCUUCCCUUUAGAAAAAUGAGCAUUUGUAAAUACCUUGAUCCCUCAUCUUUUUUAAAUAUGAUUUUACAAUUAACAAGUACGUAAUAACUCUGAAUGGCCGACUAACAAUAAUCUUUUUAUUAUUUAAGUUAAAAAAUAAUUUUGUUAAUAAAGGAAAUAUUCAAUUUAAUAUCAAAAACCCUCUUGAUCUGUAAAAAGCUGUAGCUCUGACUGUGAUUUUGCUGCAUGAUAAUGUGGAAGCUCACCACAAGUCUGUAGGUUCACUGCAGCUUUGCGUAUGUACUGCUUUGGCAUACGUUGUGAAACAGGUGUAACAUGUAAGGGUGCCAGGAAGGGGUGUGAUACUAUCCACAUGUCACUUUGUACAUAGAGAAGAUCUACACACAGGAAUUACAUCAGUAACACAUUACCAGAAAUUCAUCAUGUGUAAUUCAAUUUAGACAACUUUAUGCUCAAAAUUAAGAAAAUUCUUUACAAAAAUAGAAAUAAAAAUGUCAAAUUAUUGUAUAAAUUAUUAACAAUUACACCAAAUGCUAGAGUUAAAAUUUUAUUUAACCUGGAAUAAUAUAAUUAUUGUUGGAUGCAGGAAAUAUUCCCUAUGAUGUGAAGCCUUUGCAAAUGUUUGUACUUUGUUCAAGUUUUAUUAUACAUUAUAAAAAAAAUUUAAUAUUUGUAAUAAUGCUUGAAUUAAACAAAUGUCAAUGUUGCCUAUUCCAUAAUUGUAU
Molecule: messenger RNA, 3102 nt
Organism: Xyrauchen texanus (razorback sucker)
Lineage: Eukaryota; Metazoa; Chordata; Actinopteri; Cypriniformes; Catostomidae
Product: putative ZDHHC-type palmitoyltransferase 6
Exons: 10
Coding region: 178-1836 (552 amino acids)
Biological process (GO): protein palmitoylation
Cellular component (GO): Golgi membrane
Molecular function (GO): protein binding; palmitoyltransferase activity
Source: RefSeq, a predicted model, not a curated record